AGCCAAGAUUCUUCACUACUGCUGUCUCCUGGGCACCUAAUCCUCCUUUGAAAUUCACUGUCACCACUGUUCCCUAGACAACAUGGAUGUGGAGGAAGAUGAAUUGUCUCUGCUGACUGCACUGCUGGAGGAAAAUGAGUUAUCCUUGGAUUGUAAUUCAGAAGAAAGCCGCCCCUCGACCCAGGAUGAUGGUAAACCUGAUGCAUUUGAUGAGCUCUUCGAUGCUGAUGGUGACGGUGAAUCUUACACAGAGGAUGCUGAUGAUGGUGAAGUGGAAAAGACUCAAGACCAAAAGGAAAACUUGGCUACUGUCUUUGGAGAUAUGGGGGACUUAUCAGAUGAAGAAGUUGUUCCUGCAUUGCAGUCAACUAAAAACAAAGCCCUCCCUGCUCCUGCUCCCAAUCAAGGGAAAACUAAUCAAGAGUUACAAGAUGAAUUAAGGAAGUUGCAAGAGCAAAUGAAGUCCUUACAAGAACAGCUAAAAAUGACAACAAUUAAACAGCCUGCAAGUCCAACCUGUCCACAUAAAUCUCCUGUAGAUAAGUCUCCACGUCCCCCUCUCAAGGAGAAGAAAGUUCAGAGAAUUCAGGAGUCGGCAUGCUUUUCUGCAGAGCUUGAUGUCCCUACUCUGCCAAAAAUCAAGCGGGUGGCUCGGACACCAAAAGUUUCACUUGCAGAGCCCAAAAGCUCACCUUCAAGGAUGACAGGUGCACCCUCCCAGCCGCUCCGAAUGACUCAUGGGAACAAACCUAGUGGGAUGACUAGAGAUGAGGGUGCAGGGGCCCCCAGGAGUUCUGGGGACACGGCUCAGCCGGUCAGCUUAGAAGCCUUCUCCGGCCUGAGGCUCAGACGGCCUCGAGUGUCCUCCACAGAAAUGAACAAGAAAAUGACUGGUCGAAAACUGAUCAGACUGUCUCAGCUCAAGGAAAAGAUGGCAAGUGAGAAGCUGGAAGAAAUAGACUGGGUGACAUUUGGGGUUAUAUUGAAGAAAGUCACUCCGCAGAGCUGUAAUAGUGGAAAAACAUUUAGCAUCUGGCGACUGAAUGAUCUUCGCGACCUGACGCAGUAUGUGUCAUUGUUCUUGUUUGGAGAAGUUCACAAAGAACUCUGGAAGACUGAACAGGGUACCGUCAUAGGGCUACUCAAUGCUAACCCCAUGAAGCCCAAGGAUGGUUCAAAGGAGGUGUGCUUAUCUAUUGAUCAUCCUCAAAAGGUCUUAAUUAUGGGUGAAGCUCUUGACCUGGGAACCUGUAAAGCAAAGAAGAAGAGUGGAGAACCAUGUACACAGACUGUCAAUUUGAAGGACUGUGAGUACUGUCAGUAUCACAUCCAGGCCCAGUAUAAGAAGCUCAGUGCCAAGCGAGCUGACUUGCAGUCCACCUUCUCAGGAGGGCGCAUUCCAAAGAAGUUUGCCAGCAAAGGAAUCAGCCUGAAAGAACGGUUGUGUCAGGAUGGUUUUUACUAUGGAGGAGUUUCUUCAGCAUCUUAUGCAGCCUCAAUGGCUGCAGCUACCGCUCCUAAAAAGAAGAUUCAAACCACUCUGACUAAUCUGGUUGUGAAGGGCACAGAUUUGAUCAUUCAGGAAACUCAACAAAAACUCGAAAUAGCCCAGAAGAGCUUGUCUUGCUCUGAGGAAUUCAGAGAAUUGAUGGACUUGCCUACAUUUGGAGCCAGAAACUUGAAACAACAUUUAGCCAAAACCAAGUCAUCAGGGAUCAUGGGGAGCCCAAAACCUACCUUUCAGUCUAUCUCUGCAUCAGCCCUCCUGAAGCAACAGAAGCAGCAUAUGUUGGAGAUGAGGAGAAAGAAAUCAGAAGAAAUCAAGAAACGAUUUUUGCAAAGCUCCAAUGAGGUCGUGAGCCCAGCUGUGCCAUCAUCUUCUCAGCAGCCCCCUUCUCAGUCUCCACCAACAGGGGCCAAGUUCCCCAGGCUGGAAGCAACCUCAGCCACACAGGCACCCAAGCUGGGGCGAGGUGUCUCAGAAGGAGAUAAUGUUCUCUUUUUUGAUGAGUCACCACCUCCAAAACCAAAACUGAGUGCUUUAGCAGAAGCCAAAAAGUUAGCUGCUAUAACCAAAUUAAGGGCAAAAGGACAAAUUCUUUCAAAAACAAAUCCAAACAGCAUUAAAAAGAAGCAAAGUGACCCCCAGGAUAUCCUGGAAGUGAAGGCGCGUGUGGAAAAGAAUACCACAUUCUCUUCUCAAGCUGAGGAUGAACUGGAACCUGCCAGAAAAAAAAGGAGAGAACAGCUUGCCUACCUGGAAUCUGAAGAAUUUCAGAAAAUUCUAAAAGCAAAAUCGAAGCACACAGGGAUCCUAAAAGAGGCCGAGGCUGAGCUGCAAGAACUCUAUUUUGAGCCACUGGUGAAAAAAGAACAAAUGGAAGAAAAGAUGAGAAACAUCAAAGAAGUGAAAUGUCGAGUAGUGACAUGCAAGACGUGUGCCUACACCCACUUCAAGCCUGUGGAGACCUGCGUCCGUGAGCAGCAUGACUACCAUUGGCAUGAUGGCGUGAAAAGGUUUUUCAAGUGUCCCUGUGGAAAUAGGUGCAUCUCUCUUGACAGGCUUCCCAAAAAGCAUUGCAGUAACUGUGGCCUCUUCAAAUGGGAAAAGGACGCAAUGCUAAAGGAAAAGACAGGUCCAAAGAUAGGAGGAGAAACCCUUUUACCAAGAGGAGAAGAACAUGCCAAAUUUCUGAAUAGCCUUAAGUAGCCCUUACUUCAGACAGAUAGCCACAACCUGCAUGGCUUCUUGUGGUUCCGGGAAAGCAAGGAUUGGUUCUCUGUGGCCCAUGUUCCUGAUCCAUUGUGUUGAUUGGACACCAAAUUCAACAUUGACCUUUACGUGGAAAAUGAAGAUUUCAUUAUUUUCUAUGUUCUUAGGACUAAGGGCUAUAUUCACACACAUUUU
Molecule: messenger RNA, 2908 nt
Organism: Molossus molossus (Pallas's mastiff bat)
Lineage: Eukaryota; Metazoa; Chordata; Mammalia; Chiroptera; Molossidae
Gene: MCM10
Product: minichromosome maintenance 10 replication initiation factor
Exons: 19
Coding region: 83-2710 (875 amino acids)
Biological process (GO): DNA replication initiation; DNA replication
Cellular component (GO): nucleus; replication fork protection complex
Molecular function (GO): single-stranded DNA binding; DNA replication origin binding
Source: RefSeq, a predicted model, not a curated record